AUGGAAGAGCCGCAGAUGAAGUCAGGGCCCAGGUACGAGAGCAAUCCCCGGAAAGUGAGGUUCAAGCUGGCUUCGUCCUACAGCGGCCGGGUGCUGAAGCAUGUGUACGAGGAUGGCCAGGAGCUGGAGAGUCCUGAGGAGAAGUACCCUCACAGCUUCAUCCACACCAAGACCCCUCAGCACCUGGACGUGGGGCAGCUUUGCGGCUUCGAGGAGAUGCAGGACCAGGGCCUGUACCCGCCCACAGGGCUCAUUGCUCAGAGGAUCAACGUGUACCGGGGAGUCAGUGGCUACAGGCCUCCAGCCUAUGGGAAUGUGCAAGACAGUGAUGAAAAAGCGCCUGUUUUAGACUUUGGAAAGAUCAUCAUCUAUACCAGCAACCUGAAGAUCAUCCGGUCUCCUCAUAGAAAAGGAGAAUCUGGUAGAAGCCAUCAUCGGAGUCGGGGGGAGGGAGGAGAGGCCUCACCAGGCCGGGAGUCCAGGUCCAAAGGAAGACACAAAACAAAAGGUGCCCUUGCAGAAGAACGCAGCCCUACACCCAAACAAAAGGUGUCCAUAAAGGAGGCGACCAGUUGUGAACAGUGUGGAGGGUCAGGCAGUGCCCCUUGUUCCGUGUGCCACGGCAGCAAGUUGUCCAUGUUGGCCAACCGCUUCAACGAGUCCAUCCGUGAGCUGCGCUGUCCUGCCUGCAAUCCUGAUGGUCUGGAGCGGUGCCAGUUGUGUGCCCAGUAACCUGCUGGACUUUGUGCUGUGCUGUACUUUCCUCAAAGGCACUGGUCAGAAAUAAAAGAAACUGUACAUUUGAUGUUGAUGGCAGGGACUGAGAUUGAUAAGAAUGAAUGAAAGUUUAGUGGGACUGACAGACAGCAUAGACUGCAGCCACACUUUCUGACCAUUUUCAAAUACAGGGCAAAAUGAAUGAAAAGGUAAUAAACAGAGA
Pygocentrus nattereri (red-bellied piranha) is the source of this 940-nucleotide messenger RNA. RefSeq names its product glutaredoxin domain-containing cysteine-rich protein 2. Gene Ontology annotation, biological process: sensory perception of sound. The record is from RefSeq and is a predicted model, not a curated record. Bases 1 to 732 code for a protein of 243 amino acids. The transcript is spliced from 3 exons. Lineage: Eukaryota; Metazoa; Chordata; Actinopteri; Characiformes; Serrasalmidae.